Messenger RNA from Penicillium atrosanguineum, 2889 nucleotides. Its product is annotated as putative telomere-associated RecQ helicase. NCBI's taxonomy places the organism in Eukaryota, Fungi, Ascomycota, Eurotiomycetes, Eurotiales, Aspergillaceae. The record is from RefSeq and is a predicted model, not a curated record. Bases 1 to 2889 code for a protein of 962 amino acids. The transcript has a single exon.
AUGACCUUUGUGCGUGAUCUUCGACAGCGAGAACGGCGGUUUCAAACCAUUGACCAGCAGAGAAACGCCCUCACCUGCACGGGCAUAGACACCUAUGAAGGAACCCGACCGUGGCUGGAACGGACAAGGUGGAUAAGCACGUACCAGGGAAUCCCACGGGAUAUCCUCAAGCGGAUGAUGCUCCUUCCAGCUUCUUCUAGCAUCGAACCUGGCCUCAAACUGGGUUCUUAUCAAGACGAGGCGUUCAUGAGCCCGCCUGCGGAUGAAGACCAAAUUUACCGUUUAGUUUCGGCUCUUGACCUAGUGCUUGACCGCUGUGAAGAAACCAUGCAGCAUACUGGACAACCAAUUCUAGCUUGGCUGAAGAGCCAUAUAGCCGCGGAAGCCUCGCCGCGUCCAUUCUCUUUCCUCGGAACCCGACAAAGCAGGAGUCGGUACCGGCGUACGUGGAAACAGUUCGUCACCUUCAUUCUGCGGGCAUUCCGGCUUGGACCUUUAGCUUGCCAGGAACUAUUGAGGCUGAAGUUUCCACUUCAGCUCUUUCACGUCCUAGAACAGAUUUGGGCCAACUCACUUCAGGCAGUGGCUAAGGAUUUGUCUUCCCGGCGGCUUUCCACGGAAGCAGUGUCGAGUCUGGAAGCAACAGCCAAUGCAACUGAUGACGAGAUAUCUCGGGAAGUGUACAAUGAAGACAGUGCAGACGGACUUAGUGUUUCUUGGAGCGAUAAAGACGAAGAAAGUGGCUCGUUGAAUACACUUUUGCCAUGUGUUCCGAUCUCUUCGUCGCUUCAGGCUCUUCCAGAUCAUUUGAUCGAAAGUCUUUUCAAUUUAUGUGUUCUAUUGAUCACGCAAGAAUUCACAGAUGGAAAUCCGCAGGCUAGUGUGCUGGUCUAUUUUAGCGGGGUCCUAGGCAUAAGCUCCAACGGAGCUCAUUUCCUUCCGGCAAAACUGUUCACACCCUAUCUCUCCGCCUUGAUAUAUAUACAACGGCUACUUUUCCUAGAGUAUGCUCUACCAUAUCGGGAGUACCCCUACCUGAAUUGGCCCAGUCGGCCUCGCACGGAUCAUCUUACCCGACUGCAGAAUGUGAGGAAGCAAUACAUGCUUCCCGGUUCGUUGACUGCUUUGGGUGAAUUUCAAUCCCUACGAGCCUUUGGAAAACGCCAGGCUGCGCUUGAUCCUCCAUCAUUCUUCCACCAUUGGAGCUCUGAUGGCAAUACGGUAUCGCUGGAGAACGUUUCUGUUACCCUGAGUUCAUUCCGUGCGCUACCAGCGUACUUUAUUCGACAGUCCCAUGAGCUCUGCGACACCCUCCUACUGGGAUUGAGUCCUGCCGUCGAUCUUAGUGCUAUCUACGACCCAAUGGUAAACAACCAGCCCGGGCAGUCUUUCGUCAGCUACCCUGCAAAUCAUCUUCGGGACCAGUACCUCCAAUUAGCUGAUCAGGCCGCCGGUGAAAGUAACUUCGGAUUGAUUCAGGAAGGAGCAUGGCAUCUUGAUGCCGUGCAUCGCUAUCUUCUCUAUCAUGAUCAGCUUUUGGGAAAUAUUUCGGGAAUAUUCAUAACAGCAGGUGGUCAAAUGCCUCGGCUCAAAGAGCUUGAGGAGAUUGAAUAUACGAACAGUGCAUCAUCUGAGCGCGCCAUAUACGUCUAUCGGAGCCAAGUUAUCUAUCUCACACGACAUAGUAAGAGCAAACGAUCCACGGGUCGCGAGUUUAUUGUCGCUCGAUUCUUGCCCCCGUGUGCUGGCCAUAUUCUCUUUCUGUAUUUGGUUUAUAUUCGGCCUUUCGCCGAGCUACUCUGUCGGGAACAAAACGCUUCCUCCACGGCUCUUCGCCCCACCGAUAGCUUCCUGUUUCGAUCUCUGGUAAGCGGGAAGCGCUGGCAGCCAAGCCAUUUUCACCAGAUUCUCACAGAUGCUACAAGCAAGGUGUGGUAUCAUCGGGUUCAUCCGCGUUGGUAUCGACAAAUAUCCAUUGCAGUGGCUGAGAAGCAUGUUCAGACGGCUUCUAGAUGUCUAAAUCGGUUUGACGAUAAAAGCGCCCAGGCAAAUCCGGAUGUGGUUUUUGCCUGGCAAAGUGGGCAUCGUCCUUUGCAGCGGGCCCAAACAUAUGGCUUGGACGGCGCCUUUCCUACCAAGCUCCAACCUGCGCUUCUCCGGGUAUACGAAACAGCAUCACACGCAUGGCACGACUUCUUGUACCCUCAAAGCAGAGGAACGGUUCAGCGAUCGAAAACCGUCUCGGUCCCUACUAUUGAGCUUAACAUCCCACCUCCGCAAUCCGCGGAAUGCUUGGCGAAACGAUCCUUGGAUAGCCUACUAACCCUACCUGUAGCAAAACGGCAACGUCCUUCCUCUCCCGAAUUGAUACCACUGCCAGUUGCCGAAUCUCACAGAUGGCUGCCGUAUCUUCGCAUGCUGUCAGAGUGCCGAGUGGUCCUUUGCACCGUCUAUGGGGGAUGCUACACGCGCUGCAAUCUCUCCCGACAUUUGCUUGAAGGGCACCAGGUUCAAUUUGCUCAUCGCAGACGGAUCCUCGCUAGUCCGUUACUAGAAGGGUCAGCUUUUGCUGACACACUGGCAAAUGUGGUUCACCCGUCCGACGGCGUCGCGGAGAUUGCGGGGCUGCCAAGUCAAGUUGGAUUUAUUUGCCAUACCGAUGAAUGUCAAUUCCGAAGCAGCAGCCAAGAGAGAAUGCGACAGCACUACAAUUCUAUGCACCAGUGGCGGGUUAGGACUAUGGGCCCGAUACCAUGGCGCCAAGCCUAUCUUCAAACAUUGUUUCAACAGAAGCAAAACAUUAAGUAUUUUACCGUCAUGAAAAGCAUCGGCGCUGUUAAGUUAUGCGAUGUUACAGAUGGUGGAAUUGGUAUGGAGACAGGCGAAUAA